Messenger RNA from Lycium ferocissimum, 1421 nucleotides. Its product is annotated as glycine-rich cell wall structural protein 1.8-like. The record is from RefSeq and is a predicted model, not a curated record. The transcript has a single exon. Lineage: Eukaryota; Viridiplantae; Streptophyta; Magnoliopsida; Solanales; Solanaceae. Bases 112 to 1218 code for a protein of 368 amino acids.
UGGAUGUAAAAUGGAGCACUUUGUAGGGACAAAAGGAGCUUCCUUUUGUUCUUUUGCAUGUGCUUUGUGUCCAUAGACGCGUUUCGACAUCUAUAAAUAGCCUCCAAUUCCAUGCAUUCCCAAAUCGUGAUUCAAGUUCAAUUUCCAAUGGCGAAGUUUAAAAUUGUUAACAUUGUUUUCUUUGUGUUAUUGGGUAUAGGAAUAUGUUCAGCCGCCAGAACCCUCCUCACUUACGAUCAUGUAGGUGUUGGGGGUGAGGUAGGCGCCUCUGGUGCAGGCCAUGGCAUUGGCGGUGGCGCUGGUGGAGGCUAUGCCGGUGGAGGUGGAGGAGGUUCAGGUGGAGGUUCUGGUGGAGGUGGUGGAUAUGGAGCAGCAGGUGACCACGGUUAUGCCGGUGGAGGUGGUAGCGGAAGCGGAGCUGGUGGUGGUUCUGGCUAUGCUGCUGGAGGAGAACAUGGCGCUGGAUAUGGCGGAGGAGGUGGUGGUGGAAGUGGAGGUGGAGGUGGCUAUGCUGGCGAAGGACAUGAUGCUGGGUAUGGCGGAGGAGGUGGCGGUGGAAGUGGAGCCGGAGGUGGCUAUGCUGGCGGAGGACACGAUGCUGGAUAUGGUGGAGGAGGUGGAGGUGGAAGUGGAGCCGGAGGCGGCCAUGCUGGCGGAGGACACGAUGCUGGAUAUGGCGGAGGAGGUGGCGGUGGAAGUGGAGCUGGAGGCGGCCAUGCUGGCGGAGGACACGAUGCUGGAUAUGGCGCUGGAGGUGGUGAAGGUGGUGGUAGCGGAUAUGGAGCUGGAGGGGCACCAGGUGGUGGAUAUGGUGGUGGUGGAGGUGGAGGUAGUGGUGGCGGCGGUGGAGCUGCUGCAGGUGGAGCACAUGGUGGUGGAUAUGCUGGAGGCGCAGGAGGAGGUACUGGCGGCGGCUAUGGUGCAGGUGGGGCACCAGGGGGUGGAUAUGGUGGUGGAGGUGGGCAUGGAGGUGGUGGUGGAAGUGGCUAUGCUGGAGGAGAAGGAGGAGGCGCUGCAGGUGGUGGAUAUGGUAGCGGAGGAGGAGCCGGUGGUGGUGCAGGAGGAGCACAUGGAGGAGCAUAUGGCGGUGGUGGAGGCGGCGGUAGUGGAGCCGGUGGUGGUGGCGGCUAUGCCAGCGGAGGUGAACAUGCUGGUGGAUAUGGAGGAGGUGCUGGAGGUGGUGAAGGUGGUGGACACGGUGGUGGCUAUGCCCCUUGAGUGGUCAUUCUAAUCUCCACUUGCAAUCUAAAGUUUCCAUUUUCUUACCUACGUACACUACUAAAAAAAUAAUGUGAUGAAAUUGUGGUAGAAAGAUGGUAUAUUGUGAAGGCAAGAGAAUUGCAUCAAAGACAUGCAAUCUCAAGUGUAAUAUCGUUUCCUUUAAAAGCAACAUUAAGAUAUGAUCGUUUGCAUUUUACGUA